CGACACAUCCCCGGCAGACGCCUUGAGGGCAGUGUUCGAUUGCUGCUCGGAGAUGUUUGAGGGCAGUCGUGCAAAAAAGAUCACUCAGUUCGUAACCACAAUUAUUGAAGACUCGCACGGGAGAAAUUUAUUUCAGCUAGCACUCCAUAUGAGUUGUAAGCGUCUGUUGGGAGACGCUCUGGAAUACCUGGUUGAUGAAAGAGUAAAGAUAGAGCUCGAGGCAGCCAAGAGUCACACAAGUCACACAGAGACAGACACAGGGGCAGAUCCACCAAGCGAAGGAAUUAUCGUUGAAGAAGUAAAAGAGUGGCUAAAUAGAGCGGAGCACACUGACCUAGCGACGCUAGCCAGAAUUGAGGAAAGUGUCAUGAGCAGAUAUUCAGGAUUUAACGGUUUUGAAGCGUUCGGUUAUGGCUCCUUUCUGAAGUUCUUGACGAAACACAAAGCGCUGCUUGAAGCUAUAGCUGAGGUUGGUGGAAUUGCUCCGUCUGGCAAAGGGAGAACCGGGCCUGGACUUCGAGUGUCGCUUGAUAGAGUGCUGAAUUUUAUAUCUCAGUGUGGAACUGAACCAUCUCCUGAGUCCAUAGAAGAGUACUUGUGCGAAUAUUACAAAGUAAGUAAAGUGACGGAUCUCGGAUUUGGUUCCUCUGCGAAGUUGGUGAAGAAAGCUGCAGAGCGAAAGAAGAACUUGGCAGGGGCGAACACUCCCUCCAUAUUUUACGAAGCUGCUCUUCUGCGUCACGGUUCUGGAGCGGGAGGUACAGAUAGCAGCAGCGUAAGCACGUGUAGAGGUGGCGUUCUGGGUUUUAAGAAUAAAGAAGAAGCAUUAGAAGCCAUCAAUAGCACUCCCCUCCUCGAGGAUGUUUCUCUCUGGACUCACUGGGAUGAGGUUUUUGGUGGAGAGGUUUCUAAACUUGGUGACCUGAAGUUAUUAUUGGAAAAUGAGGGAAUCCUUUUNGUCUUAGUUUUCUUUGAGCCUCUCAAGAAGUUAGUUGGCUCGACCGAAGCGGCAUCCUUGUUGCUUACAAGCUGCUCUACUCAGUCUCAGCGUAGCCGUCUUCACCUUCUAGGAUUUGCUCUGGGGAUAGGUGAGUGGAGAGAUGACUUUCUUAGCAGAGUUUCAUGUGAAAAAGAGGAAGACAAAGGCCUGGUAUCCGGCAUGUACCGUGAUGACGAACAAAAGAGACCAAUUGCUGUUGUCAAACCUGUGGCAGCUCCUGCUUCGUCGACGCAACAGAUAGAGACUUCCAUAGAACAUGAACAAGAGAGCGAUAUAGCGGUCUCCCUAGAUGAAGAAAGCUUAGCUGAGAUGGGCCAAGACGAAGUAACGUCAGGCACUCAGGAUGAAUUUUUAGAAGAACUUCCCACUCCCUGUUCACCUGCCAGUCAGCAGGAAGAGUGCAAAGCAGUAAUCGAUCAAAUUCGUCGCGAUGACUUUGGAAUUGGUCUUGAGCUCGGAGAGGAGGAGUCCAAACUUGUCCAGCGACAGCGCGAAAGAGAAGGGCGGGGCUUAGCACGUCUGUCCAGUGAGCUCUACUCCAGGGACACCCACUUUGUGUUGGAGCUCGUUCAGAAUGCAGACGAUAAUUCCUACCCCGAAGUUUGCUCUGAGCCAGGAUUUCCGUCCCUUUUGUUUGUCCUUGAGCGAGACAGGAUCGUGAUAUUAAACAACGAAGUUGGAUUUGAGGAGAAGAAUAUCCGUGCGUUGUGUGAUGUUGGAAGAAGUACGAAAGGGAAACAUCGUUAUGGCUACAUUGGUAUUUUCAACUCAAGAGGUCCAUUUUUGAAAGCUAAGUCGCCUUGGGCGUCGUGCGAAAGCAUUUGGCAGACAACUCCUGAUGGCUUUUACAUUAUUAAUGACUGGGCCUGCGAGGAAUUUGAAGAAUUUCUUCGAAAGAUUGACACCGCUGACGCCAAGCAAGUCAGUCCUGAGGAGGCAAAAUUCUUGGCUCAGUGCAUAGAUGAACGUUGGGAUGGCGAGUACGCCCAAUAUGCUGAAGACCCCGUUCAUGUCAAAGAUACAAACGGCCAUAAUCUCAAGGAAACUCAAACUUCCUUUUACCUGAAUCUCGUCAACAAAGCGUGGAUGGCCUCUACCGCUGGAGGUAAGGACUUCUAUCUUCCAAGAGACCUCUUCGUGAAGAGUGAAUGCGUUUAUCAGCUUCUUGAGAAUCAUGUUAGGUACGUCGCAGCAGAUUUAAAGAGUCCUUCUUUCAUAACAACUCUACGAAUUCGAGAAAACAUAGGCGUGGAUGGACUGAUAAAGGAGAUAAAGAGGUGGGCAGGUGGUUGCAGUGAGAAAAUGGAUGGAAAUCAACGAAAGGAGUUUACUACUUCUGUUUCGCACAUGAGCAAAGUCUACUCUUUUCUUUUCACGAAGAUGAAAGAGAGUAGGAAAGAAGAGAUGAAAAUACAAGAGGCAUUUUUGAAGUCUGAGAUGAUUUUUGUCCCACAUCAACCUUCCAGUCAGCCUCAGUCAACACGCCAAUCACCUGGAUCUUUUUAUUUGAACAAAGAAGUUUGCUGGAGAGAUCCGACAGAUGUCUUGUUGAGGCUUUUUAAAGAACAAGGCAAGAUGACCACAAGGCACCUACUGGAAAGGUUCUACGGAAGCAAAAGUAGCCAGGAAAGUCUUGCAACCUUUUUUGUUGAUCUUAUCCGUGUCGACGAGACACCUAAUGUGGGUGAGUACAUCGAAAUGGCUUCGACUGUUGCUGAAGGUUCUCGUUUUCCCUCUCCUUCGUCUUUGAGCGAUAUAUUGAAAAUCUUUGCAACCUUGGGAAAAAAAUGUGUCAGACGCGACCACAAUAACAGCUUACGACCUGAUCAACAAAUCGACGAAACUAUGGCUACCUUUUUGGAAAGAUCCUUACAUGACGAACAAGUACGCAUUUUUCCUACAACAGAUAAAUGGGUUGCACUUUCUGACAAGCCACUUAUAGCCGACGAUAGAAGUCUUUUCAAGAUUUUCCAGAAGGAAAAAAAGGUCCACUUUCUUGACUUCGGAGAUUUCUUUCAACCUCAGAAGCGUGGAUCAUUCAAACAUGGGCCUCCAGACGAACACGAGUUAAGGAAGCACUAUGUUUCCUUGUUCUUGAAGACCUGUAAAGUAACAAAGUUGAGUGAAUGUCUCUAG
Stylophora pistillata is the source of this 3136-nucleotide messenger RNA. RefSeq lists its product as uncharacterized. NCBI's taxonomy places the organism in Eukaryota, Metazoa, Cnidaria, Anthozoa, Scleractinia, Pocilloporidae. The record is from RefSeq and is a predicted model, not a curated record.